AUGUCGACGGUCGACGGCGAGCCCCGCGCGGUGAUGAUUCCCAUUGCCGACGGAACGGAGGAGAUCGAAGCUAUCGCAGUGGCAGAUGUGCUCACACGCGGCGGGAUGAAGGUGACGCUCGCUAGCGUCGGGCGCAAGCUGCAGAACAUUGUGACUAUGUCGCAAGGCACGAAAGUGCAAGGCGAUAUCGCCAUCGAGGCCUGCGUUGACCUCAGCUUUGACCUUAUCAUGUGCCCAGGAGGACCUGGCGCGCAGCACCUGCACGACUCGCCAGAGCUCAUAACGAUGCUUCAGAAGCAGAAGAACCAAGGUCGAUACUAUGGCGGCAUUUGCGCGGCACCCGCGGUUGUGCUCCUCCCCCACGAAUUGCUCGACGACGGCCCCGCCACGACCUACCCCAGUUACGAGUCCAAGAUGACCGGCGUGGACUUACGCACCGAAGAGCGCGUGGUAGUGAACGGCAAGUGCGUGACCAGCCAAGGCCCUGGAACUGCUAUCGAAAUGGGCCUGAAACUUGUUGAGCUGCUCUGUAGCGAGGAGAAGGCGAAGAGUGUGGCCCAAGCACUGGUUGUGUAA
Phytophthora sojae is the source of this 576-nucleotide messenger RNA. RefSeq lists its product as hypothetical. Gene Ontology annotation, biological process: guanine deglycation, glyoxal removal; protein deglycation, glyoxal removal. The transcript is spliced from 3 exons. The record is from RefSeq and is a predicted model, not a curated record. The coding region runs from base 1 to 576 and encodes 191 amino acids. NCBI's taxonomy places the organism in Eukaryota, Oomycota, Peronosporomycetes, Peronosporales, Peronosporaceae. Gene Ontology annotation, cellular component: nucleus; cytosol. Gene Ontology annotation, molecular function: protein deglycase activity.